AUGGAAGCAACAACUCUCAAUGGCCCAAGCAUAUCUGUUGCCGGACCGUCAAAUUCCUCCGUACCUAUAACAACAAGCACCUCUGCUGAGUAUCAGCACCUUCUCGCAGAGAUUUCCGCGCGUGCUACCCUAGAUGGCCCGUUGAACAUACUCUUCCAGCUUGAAAAGACCGGACUCACAGUACCGGUGACAGCCUCACAACUCUAUGGGGGCUGUAUGGGCCGCAUAAAGACGAAGGUCGAAGCAGGGUCAUUUAUUGUCGAGGCAGCGGACUUCGCAGCUGUCGCAUGCUGGGAGCCGCCAGAGAGCAUUGGGCCCGACCGCAGUGCAGAGUCGAUCGAGGAGCUUUCCCGAGAGAGACCUAUUUUCGCAAAAUUUGUCAAAGAAUACGAGGAGGCAAGGCGGCAGGUUUUCGGGGAUCUUAGAAAGUUUUGGGUGUUGAGUUUGAUGGCCAGGGAUCCGCAACGGACUGAUAAGGGUGCAGUCAGAGCCGUUAUCGAACCAUUUGUAGCCCAGGCUCGAAGAGAUGGAGUCCCAUUGUGGCUCGUAGCGGGUAAUGAGAGGGCAAGAGAUGUUUAUGGAUACUUCGGGUUUCGGGUUGUCAAAGUGCUGAUGAGCUUUCCUACAGAGAGUAUGAAGGCAGAAGGUGGGUUGAGUCAAGAACUACAAAAGGGAGUGCCAACAUGGUGUAUGGCGGCGAAUUGGCCUCCGGAAAAGGCGAAUUGA
Diaporthe amygdali is the source of this 726-nucleotide messenger RNA. RefSeq lists its product as uncharacterized. Lineage: Eukaryota; Fungi; Ascomycota; Sordariomycetes; Diaporthales; Diaporthaceae. The coding region runs from base 1 to 726 and encodes 241 amino acids. The transcript has a single exon. The record is from RefSeq and is a predicted model, not a curated record.